Rhea pennata is the source of this 1568-nucleotide messenger RNA. RefSeq names its product neutrophil cytosolic factor 1 (gene NCF1). Lineage: Eukaryota; Metazoa; Chordata; Aves; Rheiformes; Rheidae. Gene Ontology annotation, biological process: respiratory burst; superoxide anion generation. Bases 24 to 1193 code for a protein of 389 amino acids. Gene Ontology annotation, molecular function: phosphatidylinositol binding; protein binding; superoxide-generating NADPH oxidase activator activity. The transcript has 11 exons. The record is from RefSeq and is a predicted model, not a curated record. Gene Ontology annotation, cellular component: cytoplasm; NADPH oxidase complex.
CGGCGCCGCGGCCAGCAGCGGCCAUGGGGGAGGUGUUCGUCAGGCACAUAGAGCUGCUGGGCUACGAGAAGAGGUUUUUCCCCAGCCAACAUUAUGUCUACAUGUUCCUGGUGAAGUGGAACGACCUCUCCGAAAAGCUCGUCUACCGCCGCUUCGCCGAGAUCUACGAGUUCCACAAAGCCCUGAAGGAGAUGUUCCCCAUCGAGUCCGGCGACAUCAACCCCGAGAACCGGAUCAUCCCUCACCUGCCCGCCCCCAAGUGGUUUGACGGCCAGCGGACGACGCAGAACCGGCAGGGCACGCUGGCCGAGUACUGCUACACCCUGGUGAACCUGCCGCACAAGAUCUCCCGGUGCCUGCACGUGGUGAACUUCUUCAAGGUCAGGCCUGAUGACAUGAGCCCCAUCACAGACAGCCAGAUCAAGAAGCCCGAGGUGUUCCUCCUGCCAAAGGACUCCAAGAAAAACCCUGCUGACAUCACAGGUCCCAUCGUCCUGCAAACGUACCGCGUGAUUGCUGACUACGAGAAAGGCUCUAAGUCCGAGAUGGCUCUAAAAGCUGGGGAGAUGGUGGAUGUCGUGGAGAAGAGCGAGAGUGGCUGGUGGUUUUGCCAGUUAAAGAAUAAGCGGGGCUGGGUGCCAGCUGCCUAUCUGGAGCCAAUGGAUGGUCCUGAUGAAUCUGAAGAGCAGGAGCCCAACUAUGCAGGUGAGCUCUACAUUGUCCAGAAAAGCUACACUGCCAUUGAGGAGGAUGAGCUGACUCUCAAAGAGGGUGAUACUAUAGAAGUCAUCCACAAGCUACUUGAUGGCUGGUGGGUCAUCAGGAAGGAUGAAGCCACAGGUUAUUUCCCUUCCAUGUACCUGCAGAAAUCUGGGGAGCAGAACAGCCCCGUGAGGAGUGAGCUGAGGAACCGAAGCGCCCCUCCUCGGAGAUCCACCAUCCGAAAUGCUAAAAGCAUCCACAAGCAGGGCCGGAAGCAGAUCAGCCAGGAGACCUACAGGCAGAACAGCAGGAAGUAUAUCAAGAGCAGGAGAAAUAUGAAGGACAAUUUCAAGGAGAAGGCCAACAUUAUUAUUGAGAAAGAUGAGCAGGAAGAAAACAGGUCGAAGGCUCAACCCGCUGUUCCUCCCCGGCCCAGCAAAGACCUCAUCAUGAAUCGCUGUACGGAGAGCACCAGGAGAAAGAUCAUGUGAGGCCCUCGGCCCCCCAACACCAAGCAAGCAGAGGCUUUCCCUCUGCCGGCUCCUGUGCAAAAAGAGACUCGGAGACUAGGCAACUCUGCCGGGGAGUCUGCACGGCUCUGAAAACAGCCACAAGCCGUGGGGAACCGCAAGCUCGGGAGCCCCACAGUAACUCAGCAGCGUUAACACGUCUGAGGUGCCCUCGAUGCAGCACGAGGAACCGCACGAGCACCGCUCCGCGGGCUCUUCUGGGGGCUGAGGAUCCCCAGAGCCUGCCGGAGAUAUUCUUAAUCAAUAGGCUCCUUUUCUUGUUGUUUUUAUCCCUCAUUUGUAUUUUGAACGAUUUUGCGGUGUUCGCCAAUUACCAGCUUUCUGCAGAAAGCGUUU